AUGCAGCAGCUACCGGCCAUCCCGAGGAGAUCCUUGCCAGAAAAGGAAGAGCAAGAGAAAGUCGUUCCUCUGCUGGGUCCCCGGAUGGUGGACUUCUUUGCCAUAGCGAGGGAGAAGAAGAGAAUGGCCGACCUCGAAGCAAAGGCUCUAGAGACCAAGAAAGGAAAGGUGGUGAAGAGGCAGAAUGUGAGGAAGGAGGAGGAGAAGGGGAAGAACGUGAGGAAGGAGAGGGAGGCGAAAAAGGUGAAGGAGGUGAAGGAGGUGAAGCCGGUGAAGGAGGUGAAGCCGGUGAAGGAGGUGAAGCCGGUGAAGCCGGUGAAACCAGUGAAGCCGGUGAAGCCGGUGAAGCCGGUCAAACCAGUGAAGGAGGCGAAGCCGGUGAAGCCGGAGAAGGAGGUGAAGCCGGAGAAGGAGGUGCAGGAGAAGAAAUUUCCAAAAGUGACGCAGAAAAAGCAGCAGCAAAAGUUGCAAGGGAAGAAAGCAGAAAAAGGCGAGCAGCAAAAGUCGCAAGAGAAGGACACGGAAGCUGAGCCGGAAGAAGUGAAGCUGCCAGCGGCCCAGGAAACCUCUGUCACCGAGGAAGAAUACUCAAUCUCUCUGUCUGGGAGCGAGACAGAGAGUUCCAGCUCCUCCCCCAGCCUGAGAGAGAGGAUGAUGGGGAAGCAGGAAGAGGCCGAGGAAGAGCCGCGCGCAGUCUUCUGGGACAGCGCUGCUUUGCCUAAACGGAAGCUUUCUUCGAGGACAGAUGAGGCCCUGCGGGAGGUGGUGAAGCUCAUUGUGGGGCAGGUGUCCCGUGAGCAGCAGGGCCGGAGAGACGCAGAGAAGGAUCUGCAGGACCGGCUCCAGAGUGAGCUUGCAGUGCUGUGGUGGAGUCGGCCAUCCACACACGCACCUGGCCUCCUCCAUCUGCCAGGAGCGGAGCACAGACCUGCACCCCCUGCUGGACCAAAGCCAGAGAAGGCGUCACGCAGAGUGGUCCGGAGAGUCGUGGUCAGGCACGUCGACCAGGACCACGAGAGAUCCAGCAGCAGUGAGAUUCUGGAGCCAGACAUCCACUAAGUGUCACCCAACAGCUCAACGAGGACCACCUUUCACUGUCGGCGACGCUCACGGUGACACUGUUAAAGGCGUCGCCGCUUUCCAUAUUACCCUUUCCCUAUACCCAAUAAACCCCAACCCCAUCCCCAAA
Tympanuchus pallidicinctus (lesser prairie-chicken) is the source of this 1189-nucleotide messenger RNA. RefSeq names its product DNA ligase 1-like. Bases 1 to 1059 code for a protein of 352 amino acids. The transcript is spliced from 7 exons. NCBI's taxonomy places the organism in Eukaryota, Metazoa, Chordata, Aves, Galliformes, Phasianidae. The record is from RefSeq and is a predicted model, not a curated record.